Molecule: messenger RNA, 1308 nt
Organism: Euleptes europaea (tarantolino)
Lineage: Eukaryota; Metazoa; Chordata; Lepidosauria; Squamata; Sphaerodactylidae
Gene: JMJD4
Product: jumonji domain containing 4
Exons: 6
Coding region: 25-1308 (427 amino acids)
Biological process (GO): negative regulation of gene expression; protein hydroxylation; positive regulation of translational termination
Cellular component (GO): nucleus; cytoplasm
Molecular function (GO): sequence-specific DNA binding; histone H4R3 demethylase activity
Source: RefSeq, a predicted model, not a curated record
UGUCAGGCUCUCGCCGUCGCCUGAAUGGACAGGGACACGUUUGCCUGCGCUACUAAGUUUUUUCGUGAUUAUAGCAGCGCACCUCGGGGCGCAAGCAGUCAACCCCACGACCACGUCGACUACAUCGAAAAGCCGGAAAUCUUCACUUAUGCGGACUUUUUCAAGGACUACUUGAUUCCCAACGACCCCUGUGUUUUCUCGGCGAAAUUCACCGAGGGCUGGGGGAGCAGGCGGAAAUGGGUGACUCCGGACGGGAAGCCAAACUUUGACUACUUGCUGCGGACUUUCGGGGAGGCUGUAGUACCCGUUGCCAACUGUGAUGUCAAGGAAUACAAUUCUAACCCAAAGGAACACCUCAAACUCAAGGAGUAUAUAAGUUAUUGGAAAGAACACAUUAAAAAAAAUUACCGCUCACCCCGAGGGUGCCUUUAUCUCAAGGACUGGCACCUGCACAGGGCUUACCCAGAACAAGAUGUUUACACCACCCCAAUCUACUUCUCUUCUGACUGGCUGAAUGAAUACUGGGAUGCCAUCAAAGUGGACGACUAUCGCUUUGUCUAUAUGGGACCGAAGGGCUCAUGGACUCCCUUUCACGCAGAUGUCUUCCGCUCCUACAGCUGGUCAGCUAACAUCUGCGGGAAAAAGAAAUGGCUGAUCUUUCCCCCGGGGCAGGAGGAGAACCUCCGAGACCGCCAUGGCCACCUGCCCUUUGACAUCACCUCCCCCGAGCUGAAGAAGAGCAGCCUUUACCCUCGCUAUGCCCAAAGCGCCGCUCCCGUCGAGAUCAUACAGGAAGCCGGGGAGAUCGUCUUCAUUCCCAGCGGGUGGCACCAUCAGGUUUACAAUCUGGAAGACACCAUCUCCAUCAACCACAACUGGGUGAAUGGGUGCAACGUAGCCAUCAUGUGGAGCUUCCUCCAAGACGAACUGGCUGCCGUCCAGCGGGAGAUCAGAGAGUGGAGAGAAACCAUGGAAGACUGGCACCUCCAGUGUCAGGUACUGAUGAAGUCUUACACAGGCAUCGACUACAAGGAGUUCUACAACUUCCUGAAGAUCAUCGCCGAGAACCGGAUUUUCGUCCUCGAGAACCACCAUUCCGAGGAAGACGCCUCCAAGCAUUCCUACCGCGCCGCCAUCUCCGGCCUGGGGAUGCUCCACGCCGUCUUCGAUUUGAAACGGACUGCGAAGGUCUUAACUUCUCUGAACGCCAACGAGGAUUUCAAGAAACUGAUCCCCGAGUCCCUGACCCCGCCUCCUCAGGCGCUCCUACACCGCCUGAAGGCAGCCAUAGACACCGCGCUCCUGUAG